Messenger RNA from Impatiens glandulifera, 4103 nucleotides. RefSeq lists its product as uncharacterized. The record is from RefSeq and is a predicted model, not a curated record. The transcript has 12 exons. NCBI's taxonomy places the organism in Eukaryota, Viridiplantae, Streptophyta, Magnoliopsida, Ericales, Balsaminaceae. Bases 69 to 1217 code for a protein of 382 amino acids.
UAACAUUCCUCAAGUUUAACGACUUGGACAAUGUGAAUACUAUUUUUAGUAGUUGCGAUGACAAUGAAAUGAUAGUACUAUUCCCUUUGUUAGAGCAACUUGUUAUUGAUAGCAUGAAGAAUUUGAGGAAAUUAGUGUCUUCUAGCAGUUGGAGUACUGGAGCAUUCCCUAAUCUAUGCACGCUGAAUAUAUCUGAUUGCCCAAAACUAGGGAGGUUGCCUCCACAUCUCAAAGCACUCAAGCAUCUAACUGUUGAAGGUAAUCAAUGUUCCGAUGAAUUGUUAUAUAGCAUCUCGAAUCUUAAUGGGCUAACAGAUCUAAGAGUUUAUGGUUUCGAAAAUGUGAAGUACAUAUUCACAGUAAACAACAUGAAUACUAGUGGCGAUGACAUGAAUGGAAUUGAAGUAGUAUUAUUCCCUUUCUUGAAGGAGCUUCGUAUUUCUGACAUGAAGAAUUUGAGGGAAUUUGUGUCUCCUACUAUUCCUAGUCCUAGUUGUUGCGGUAGUGCUAUUACUGGAACAUUUCCUAAUCUAUGGAAGAUAAUCAUAACUCAUUGCCCAAAGUUAGGGGCCUUGCCACCGCAUCUCAAAUCACUCGCAGAUGUAGCUAUUCGGGGUGAAUGUUCGGAUGAGCUGUUAUAUAGCAUCUCAAAUCUUAGUGGUCUCACUCAUCUCUGCAUUGAAGAAAUGAAUGAAAGAAGUGUUUUAUUUCCAUCUGCAUUAAGGUUUGGUAAUGAUGAUGAGAUACCAUCCUCAACCUUUACAGACAAUAAUGAAGCACAAGGAAGACAGUCAACUUUCCAAUCUCUUCGGCAUCUGAAAAUUUACAAUUGCUCGAAGUUAAGGCGUUUGUUUAAUGAGGGAAUGAUAAUGCAAGAGACAUUAACGAUUAGUGGCUGUCAGAACCAACAAAAUCAUCUCCAAGGACAAACAAAAAGAACAAGUGGUCUCACCAACCUCAUGAACUCCCUCAAGGAAUUGUUAAUUCGUAAUUGUCCCAAGUUGAUGAUAUCACUUGAGGAAUUCGGAAACCUCAAUAUUAAUAAUUCAUUGCAGAGUUUGAAUAUUAAAUACUUUCCUAAGUUGGUGUCUUCAGAAGAAGCGGACGAUUUUAUGGCACUCCUGCGUUCCCUCCGAACAAGAAUUGGUCGUCAGAAGUUCACAGUAGAUUUUCUAUUGGAUGUGGAAGAGGAAGAACAGAGCAAAGUUGCCAUAUAAGCAAAUUUGGAAGUUAUUGUGCCAAAGUGCGCGCAGACCACAUUGAAAUCAAAUUCCUGGAAUAAGUCAGAGAAGUGUUUUACUCAAUAGCCUAUUGAAUUCUAAACUGGAUCUCAGCCGUGGAAACGUAUUCAGACAGGAAAAGCUCAGUUUUAACUUUGAUCUCGGGACAGAAAAAUACAGAGUAAUUCAACAGUCAGAAUACCGUGGACUAAUUUAGGAGGAUUCCUAUCAUGAAGUUGUCAUUACUACUCAUCAAUGGUGGAUCCAGAUUGAUUACACUGUCACCAACAAUUCUUUCUAUACCUUUUCCAAUUGAUCAAUUUCCUAUCAGAGGGGUUUAAGUUGGUGCAAUCAUUCCUCUGUUAGAUUCCUAUCAUGAAGUUGUCAUUACUACUCAUCAACGGUGGAUCCAGAUUGAUUAAACUGUCACCAACAAUUCCUUCUAUACCUUUUCUGAUUGAUCAAUUUCCUAUCAGAGGGGAAUAAGUUGGUGCAAUCAUUCCUCUAUAAGGAAAUUCAGGCAUCUCUUGGUUAUAUAGAAAGUGGGGAAGUUUUUGUUGAUGUGCCAAACUAUGAAUCACAACAGUUAUAGCCAAAUGUUCUAUAAGAGUAUUUGAUCUAAUUUUCUUUGCAUCUUUAAUUGGAUUUCAACUCUCUCACGGAAUUGAGAAUUGAAGGAUGCCCAGAGUUGAUGAUAUCACUUGAGGAUUUUGGAAACCUCAAUAUUGAUAAUUCACUACAGAGAUUGCAUAUCUGGGGAUGUCCUAAGUUGGUGUCUUCAGAAGAAGAGGACGAUACUAUCGCACUCCUACGUUCCCUUCGAACAAGACUUGGGAACUUCUAUGUAGAUACUCUAUUGGAAAAGGAAGACGGUGAGCAGAGCAGCGCAUAGUGGCCAUAUAAGCAAAUUUGGAAAAUUCAUGCAUCUUGUACUUGUAGAAUGCCAGGAAGUUAUUGUGCAAAAGUGCAUGCAGACCACAUCGAUGUUAAGGUUUAUAGUUUGAAAUCAAAUUCCUGGAAUAAAUCUGAGAAAUUCAAUAGCCUAAAGAGCUCUCCACUGGAUCUCAGCUGUGGAAACGGAUUCAGACAGGGAAAGCUCCAUUUUUACAUUUGAUCUCGGGACAGAGAAAUACAGAGAGUCCUCAUACUAUUUAUAUGCUGGCAAUUUAGGAGGAUGCCUAUCAUGAAAUUGUCAUUACUACUCAUCAAUGGUGGAUCGAGAUUGAUUACACUGUCACCAACAAUUCCUCUGAAUGUGAAACCAUUUACUUAUUCAAAAUGUGGUAAGAAAGUACUAUUGAAAAUGGAUUAUGUGAACAGGACUCAGUUGAGAAAACUAGGGUUCAUGAUAUGGAAGAUUUAAACAAUGUACACACUUGCAUGGAAUAGUCUCAUCUCUUGCUAUAACCAAUGUUAUGAAGAAUCUUCAAUAAAUAGAGAAAAAAAUGAUCAAUUUCCUAUCAAAGGGGUUUAAGUUGGUGCAAUCAUUCCUCUAUAAGAUAUUUUUCUACAGAAGUCAUCUCAGGUGAAAGAUUGGUUGAUAUUUGAGACAAUACAUCGAUCUAGUGUUGCUGUUAAAGAACUAUAUGUCCUACCAAUUGUUGGGAUUGGGGAUCUAGGUAAAACAACACUUGACCAAAUGGUCUUCAAUGAUGACAAUGUUACUAAGCAGACGAAUUUGAUGUUAUCACUUGAGGAAUUUGGAAACCUCAGUAUUAAUAAUUCACUACAGAGAUUGAUUUUCAUGGAUUGUCAUAAGUAGGUGUCCUCAAAAGAAGAAGAAGACGAUGUUAUCGGGUUGUCAGAUAUUAUUCCAUAUUGAGGAUAGCAGAGCAAAGUGAAUAUAAAAAUUCAGGCAUCUUCUGCUUCUAGUAACAUAUCGCCCAAACCUACGGGCCCUUCCACCACAUUUCAAAGCACUCAAAGAUGUAACUGUUCAGGGUGAAUGUUCAGAUGAGUUGUUAUAUAGCCUCUCAAAUCUAAGUGCUCUCACUCAUCUCUUUCUUCGUGAUAUGAAUGAAAGAAGUGUUUUAUUUCCAGCAGCACAAUUAGGAGUACGGUUAACUUUCCAAUCUCUUCAACUUCUGAACAUUGAGAAUUGCAAGAAGUUAAGGCGUUUGUUUGAUGAGGGAAUGAUAAUGCAAGAUACAUUAAAGAUUUGUGGCUGCGAGAAGCAACAAAAUCAUCAUCAUCAUCUUCAAGGACAAACAGUAAGAACAAGAUGUGUCACCAAUCUCAUGAACUCUAUCACGAAAAUGGAAUUGAGUGGUGCCCCGAGUUGAUGAUAUCAGUUGAGAAAUUUGAAAACCUCAAUAAUAAUAAUUCACUCCAGAGAUUGAUUAUCAGGGAUUGUCCUAAGUUGGUGUCUUCAGAAGAAGCGGACCAUUUUAUUACACUCAUGCGUUCCCUUCGAGCAAAACUUGUUCCUAUCAACUUCGAUGUAGAUAUUCUAUUGCAUAAAGGAAGACGAGAACAAAGCAGGGCAUAGUGGCCACAUAAGGAAAUUUGAAGAUCACAGUAGAUUUUCUAUUGGAUGUGGAAGAGGAUGAACAGAGCAUAGUGGCCUUAUAAGAAAAUUUGAAAAAUUCAGCCAUCUUCUGCUUCUAGAAAAUGGAGGGAAGUUAUUUAUAAAGCUAUUGUCUAUACCCCCAAAUUGCAGACCUCCCAUUCUGAUUAAGUAAUACAGCCAAAUCUCAAACCGUGAAAGCGCGCAAUCAAUCACUCACACCCUUCAAGCCAAAUGUUAUAUAAAAGUAUUUGAUCUAUUUUUCUUUGCAGUUUUAAUUGGAUUUCAAUAUUAUUUACAUAUUUGAUGCAUAUAUAGUUAGAUCUAUCUUUUGAUCAGAAAAUUGUUUUAGAAUACUUGUUUUGUGAAGGAUGUAA